Messenger RNA from Thamnophis sirtalis, 444 nucleotides. The record is from RefSeq and is a predicted model, not a curated record. NCBI's taxonomy places the organism in Eukaryota, Metazoa, Chordata, Lepidosauria, Squamata, Natricidae.
CUCGUUGGCUUUUCAGCAAGACCCAAGCUUACCAUGAAGGUAGAUACCAACGUGAACAGCACAAUCCUGAGGCUGGCUGACAAUGUGCAGUCGUGGAAGGUGGGAGACAAGAUCGUGGUGGCCAGCACUGAUUACUCCAUGCACCAAGCUGAAGAGUUUGAGAUCUUGCCCUGCAGAGCCUGCAAGCCCAACGAAGUCAAAGUGGCAGGAAAAGCCAAGUACCUUCACACCGGAGAGAUAAUUGAUGGAGUUGACAUGCGAGCGGAAGUCGGGCUGCUAACCCGGAACAUUCUGGUGAAGGGAGAGAUGGAGAGGAGAUGUUACAAUUAUAAUGCCCAUCUGUGCUCCUUCUUCGAUUUCGACACUUUUGGUGGCCACAUCAAGGUACGGCUUGUUGGUUCCCUUCCUUGGCUGGUGGAGGUCUUCUCUGUAUCAAAAGCAUAA